Messenger RNA from Aspergillus steynii IBT 23096, 1865 nucleotides. It is a transcript of the gene gel2, whose product is annotated as 1,3-beta-glucanosyltransferase gel2. Gene Ontology annotation, cellular component: cytoplasm; fungal-type cell wall. Gene Ontology annotation, molecular function: 1,3-beta-glucanosyltransferase activity. The transcript has 5 exons. Bases 267 to 1697 code for a protein of 476 amino acids. The record is from RefSeq and is a predicted model, not a curated record. Lineage: Eukaryota; Fungi; Ascomycota; Eurotiomycetes; Eurotiales; Aspergillaceae. Gene Ontology annotation, biological process: fungal-type cell wall (1->3)-beta-D-glucan biosynthetic process.
CGCUGGCACCUCCUUUCUUUCUCUCCUUCUUCUUUCUUCUGCUCCCGGGCUCCCUUGUUUCUUAUUUCUUCCUUCUCACGCUCGCUGCUUCCGCCGUUGACUUUUCGGUUUGAUCUGGAUUUUUGCGCCUGUCGCUGUCACUCUUUUAGACCCGAUCCACAUAUCUUGUUAUUUGGCUCUUCCUGUGGAAGAUACCGUCCAAUCGCUUACCAUCACUACUAUUGAUCUAUUAUUCCCCUAUCUAUACGUGAUCUAUUCUCUUCAAAAUGGUCUCCAUUCACGCUCGCCUUUUGGCGGCCGCUUGCGCUCUUGCGACGACCGCCCACGCCGUCACGCCCAUCGAGGUGGAGGGCAAGGACUUCGUCAACAGUGACACCGGAGAUCGGUUCCAGAUUAUUGGUGUCGAUUACCAGCCCGGUGGUUCUGGAGGCCAGACGAAGGACUCGGAUCCCCUCAGCGACCCUAAAGCAUGCUUGCGUGAUGCCGCUCUCAUGCAGCGCCUGGGUGUCAACACCAUCCGUAUCUACAACCUCUACCCCGGCCUCGACCACGACGAGUGCGCCUCCAUCUUCAACGCUGCCGGUAUCUACAUGAUCCUCGACGUCAACUCCCCGCUGUACGGCGGAUACAUUGACCGGACCUCGCCCAAGUCGAGCUACAACGACGUCUACUAUGAGCAGGUCUUCGGUAUCAUCGAGGGCUUCAAGAACUACCCCAACACUCUCGCCUUCUUUGCCGGUAACGAGGUGAUCAACGAGCAGAGUGUUAAGAGCGUUCCCGCUUACAUGCGUGCCGUCCAACGUGAUAUGAAGGACUACAUUAAGAAGAACGUUAAGCGCAGCAUCCCCGUCGGCUACUCCGCUGCCGACAUCCGUCCCAUCCUGCUGGACACCCUGAACUACUUCAUGUGCGAGGACUCGGACGAGCCCAGCUCGCACUCCGACUUCUUCGGUCUGAACUCGUACUCGUGGUGCGGCAAGUCCAGCUACAAGAAGUCUGGCUACGACAUCCUGACUGAGGAUUUCCGCAACGCUUCGCUGCCCGUCUUCUUCUCCGAGUAUGGCUGCAACGAGGUCCAGCCCCGUAUCUUCACCGAGGUGGAGGCCCUCUACAGCAAGGAGAUGUCGCAGUCCUUCUCCGGCGGUCUGAUCUACGAGUACAGCCAGGAGGACAACGACUACGGCCUCGUCAAGAUCAACAAGAACGGCACCGCCUCCCUGCUCGUCGACUACGACAACCUGAUGGAGCAGUACGGCAAGCUCGACAUGAAGGCCAUCGAGGCUUCCAACAAGACCCAGACCUCUUACAAGGCCCCCAAGUGCUCCUCCAACCUCAUCCAGAACAGCACCUUCCUCGACAGCUUCAAGCUGCCCUCCCGCCCCUCCAAGGUCCAGGACAUGAUCGACGACGGCCUCAAGGACGCCAACACCGGCAAGCUCGUCGACGUUUCCUCCAAGGAGAUCCCCCAGACCAUCUACAACCACAAGGGUAACGAGGUCAAGGGCAUCAAGCUCGAGGUUCUCAAGGACGGCCAAUCCAACGCCCCUGGCGAGCACACCUCCGGCAGCGCCACCUCCGGCGGCUCCAGCAACUCCGACGAAGACGAGGACCAGACUGCCACCGGCGCUGCUGGCCAGACCUCCGUGUCUUUGGGCCUGUUGACCGGUGCUGCUUUGCUGGCUGGUUUCUUGCUGUAAAUACUUCUAUUCAUUAAUUGACUGAUUGAUUGGUUUGUCAGUUUGAUUAUACAUUAGUCUGGUUAUCUUACAUUUAUAUAUUUCUGUUGGACUUCUUUGGUUCAUGAUUGGCUGUGAAACACGAUUCAGCUUUUAUUUUUAACUUGUAUAGAAUGUCUUGGUGUUGCG